ACUGUGCUGCUCUUGGUUUCCUAGAGCCCUGUUGGUCCAACUCCGGACAAUUUGAUGAUAGCGGUUUUGGUGGGAGCCUGUUGCGUGUGGCAUGGGCACUGGGGAUUAUAUUUGUGUAACGGUGCGCGGAGGCGCGCCCUGGGGCUUCAGUCUCUGCGAAGGAGAGGGGGAUGCCCACCGACCUUUGCAGGUUUAUCAGGUGGAAGAGGGGGGUCGUGCGUCCCUGGCCGGGGUUUGUGAGGGGGAUGAGGUGGUGUCGCUGAAUGGAGAACCCUGCGGUGACCUUUCCCUCCCAGAAGCUAUUGCUCUGAUUGACGCCUGCGUCGACCGCCUGCAAUUACUGGUCAAAAGAUGCUGCGCACUAACCCCCAAGGCAUUUAAUUCAGAGGAGACCUACUUUGGCACAAGGGAGUCCUCUGGUGAGGCUUUGGAAAGCACCAACCUCCGCAUCCUGUCCCUUGGCAGGUCCCAACCACCCAGAGAGCUCUACAUCGUUGAGUCCCAGGAUGAGGCCUACUACCGGGAGACAGAGAGUGACACUGAGGCCGCCAGAGGGACCCAUCUGGUCCAUACCCAGCUCUGCGUGCCCGCACCUGGGGAGUGCAGCGGCCCAGAGUCCCAGUUACUCGGAGGGGGAGGGGACGGAGGUCAAGCGGGACCCCAGGGAGGGGGUUUCUCCCCAGGGGCAAUGGUGGAGCUCCAGUUGUCCCUCUCUGAACACACCCUGGAGGAUCCUGUCUGCACCUCCCUGGGGAGUGCUCUUGGAAUAGAGGGGGAGAUCCAGGCGAGAGAGGCCCUCCAGAACAAGGCCCUCCUCCAUACCACCACCCACUCGCUCUACGUCUGUGGCCCAGCUAGGGAGCCCCUGAGUCAGCAUGGAGUGGUGGAGAUCACCCUGCAGCAUCCUGCAGCCGGAAGGGGUUCUCCACGUCUGGUAGAGGGUGCCAUUGGGGCCAGUGGAAAUGUUGGUGGAGCCCCCAGGGAGGAAGGAGCAGGGCAAAGACAGGGAGCUCCUGCCUCCUUCACUGUCUCCUUCGGAAUUCCCAAAGAGGGUGCCGAGCCGGCAGAGGAGCCAGACUCGGAUUCGGAGGAGGACCUUGGGAAACCCAACAAGCACCGGGCCAGGCACGCCAGGCUCAGGCGCAGUGAGAGCCUGUCAGACAAGCAGGUGAAGGAGGCCAAGUCUAAAUGUAAGCGCAUUGCUAUUCUUCUGAACGCUGACGCUCCCAACCCCAACAACAAGGGGGUGUUGAUGUUCAAGAGGCAUCGACAGAGGGCCAAGAAGUACACACUCGUCAGCUACGGCACUGGUGAGAGCGAACCAGAGUACGAGGACGACGACAGCGAGGAGGAGGAAGACUACGAGGAAAAAGACCCCCGAGCGAUCAAAUUUACCCUCGUAGCCACCACCAGCGAGUCAGAGCUUGACGAGGACUUCAUUACUAAUGCCCAUGGUGGAGGCAGAGUGAUAACCUGCGACUGGGACACGGGACUACUCAAGAUCGAGCGCAAGCUCAAUUCCGGGGAAGAGAUGGAGCAACUGCCCAACACCAUGGGCAAGGGGGCCACAAUGUUUUCCCAGCGCCGCCAGCGCAUGGACGAGAUCGCUGCCGAACAUGAGGAGAUGAGGCGCCAGGGGAUUCCUGUGGAGGGAGUGCAGGAGGUGGAGAAGCAUGCAGCCUACCAGCAGAUGGAGGAGCGCUCGUACAUGCAGGCCACCACAGAGAGCCAGGCCUACAUGGACGUGAACGUGCACCAGAAGCAGCAGCAACAGUAUCAGCAGUUCCAAGAGCAGCAGUAUUACGAGCAGCAACAGCAGCAGCAGCAAUACCAGCAGCAGCAGCAAUACCAGCAGCAACAACAGUACGAGCAGCAGCAAUACAACCAGCAGCAGCAAUACCAGCAGCAACAAUAUCAACAACAGCAGCAGUACCACCAGCAGCAGCAAAUUCAACAGUACUCGUCUAACAUGAACGGUGUCGCCAACCACCAAAGCAAUGAAAUGCAGAGUUCCAUGAGCAAUCGAACCCCCCAAUCCUUCUCGGUACAAAACCAGGUGCCCGUUCCAUUUCUUCCUCCAGUGAGUGGGAACAACCAAGAAGCGAUGAGUCAGGGGGAGCAGAUUGCCUCGCGCGACGAGCGCAUUUCAACCCCGGCUAUUAAGUCUGGGAUUUUGCAGGACACAAGGAACCGAUUCAAGGGCAAGCCAAUGUUCAAUUUCAAACAGGCUCCCAAAGUGCCACCCAACCCGGAGCUUAUGAAUCUCCUCAACAGGAGUGACAAGAAGUUGGAUUUCGAGUCCGCUACGGAGGAGGACUACCUUAGCUUGGGGGCUGAGGCUUGCAACUUUCUCCAGUCACCAAGGGUCAAACAUAAGACGCCUCCACCAGUCGCUCCCAAGCCUAUCAUUAACCCCAACUCUCCGCCUUGGUCCCCUCAGCCUGAGCUGGCCAACCAGGAGUUGCCACUGCAUGCUGAAAAUAGUGUCCCUGCACCUGCUACAGCCUCCGAGCCGGAGUCCGCCCCUGCUCCAGAACUGGAUCCAACCCCUGUCCCGGCUCCAGAACCCUCCCCUCCUCUUGCACCCCAGGAAGUUCCUGCCAACACCCCCUCUCCAGAAAAACACACAUGGAGUCCUCCAGGGUCCCAGGCAGAGCAGCAGCCCCAGCAAGCGCCAGCCUGGGGAAGAAAUGGACCUUCUCCACCUCAGCCUCAUUCCCAACCCGAGCCUCAAGUGAGUUCUAAGGCUCCAGCACAAACACAGGCACAACAGCAGCCACAACUGCAGCCACCCGUGAGUACUUGGACACCUGCUGAAAUGAAGCCCCAGGCUCCAGCUCCAAGUCAGUCCCCACCACAGCUCCCUUGGGUGACUCCCCAGCCUCCUCCUCCUCAGCCUCAAGCUCAGCCUCAGCCACCAAUUAAUUAUUGGGCUGCGCAGCCCCAAUGGGCUCAACCUCAAGAGCAAGCACAGGCCCAGCCACCAUGGGUUCAGCCUCAAGAACAAGUACAGCAACAGCCCCUGUCACCUUGGGCUCAGCCUCAAGAACAAGUUCAGCAACAGCCCCAGCCACCAUGGACUCAGCCUCAAGAACAAGCACAGGUCCAGCCAACAUGGGUUCAACCUCAAGAACAAGUCCAGCAACAGCCCCAGCCACCUUGGGCUCAGCCUCAAGAACAAGUUCAGCAACAGCCCCAGCCACCAUGGGCUCAGCCUCAAGAACAAGCACAGGCCCAGCCACCAUGGGUUCAACCUCAAGUUCAGCAACAGCCCCAGCCACCAUGGGCUCAGCCUCAAGAACAAGUUCAGCAACAGCCCCAGCCACCUUGGGUUCAGCCUCAAGAACAUGUACAGCAACAGCCGCAGCCACCAUGGGGGCAACAACCUCAGCCUCCACAACAGGCUUGGCCCCAGGCCCAGGCCCAGCCUCAGCCACCUUGGGUGUCAUCACCUCAGUCUCCAAUGAAUGCAUGGACACCACCACAGAGCCAGGCCCAGCCACCACAGCCACCUUGGGCCCAAUCAGCCCAACCCCAACCUACAGCUCAGCCCCAACCCCAUAUGAAUACAUGGGCCCAAGCACCUGCUCAGGCUCAAGCACAGCUACCCAUUAAUGCCUGGACCCCAGAUCAGAAUCAGGUCCAGCCACAGUCACAUUGGGCCCAAACAACGCCAACCCAAUCCCCAUCCCAGCAAAGCUGGCAACAGCCACCUCCACAGCAGACACCCCCACAGCCACCUAUGAAUGCAUGGGCCCCGGCUCAGGCACCGCCUCAGACACACACAAGUACCUGGGACCCCACAACCACAGCAAGCCCCAGUAAAUACCCAGACCCCGAUGGACAAAGUGGCUCAACCUUCUCCGAAACCUGGGAAUGCGCCACAAAAUGCUCCCCGUUCUAUUCCACCGCCUCGCCCACAGCGAAUGAAUUCUUACACGCUUGGAGAAAGGUCAUCGUCACCCCUCAUCAAUCCAAUGGCCAGCGUCUUGGUACCAGUGCGAGGCAUGGGCUCAGCUUUGUCGAUGCCGCUGUUACAGGGAAAGGAGCCGAUUUGUUCGCCAAGAGGCAGUCUCGUAUGGAGAAGUAUGUCGUGGAUUCAGACACUGUGCUGGCAGCCACUGCACAGGCAGCCCAGCAAGCCCAGGCAGCCACUGCGCAGGAAAACAAGGCAAGGUCCACAUCGCCCUCUCCCUCCGUACCUCAUUCGUGGAAAUAUUCACCCAAUUGCAGAGCUCCCCCUACAUCAAAUUACAACCCCAUACAGUCCCCGUCCUACCCACCAGGGGCUAUUAAGCAACCCCCUCCAUCUAGCCCUGCAGCCAAAGCCAAGAAAGGGAAAGGCAAACCUGCCUGCAAACCCCUUGCUGUUAUAGAUGUCAUGAAACAUCAGCCGUAUCAGCUCAAUGCCUCCCUUUUUACAUAUGGCCCAGCAGUGGAGGCUGCCGAGGCUGCCAAGGCCGCUGCACCAAAGCCUGCCCCAGCCCCUGCCCCAGUCCCUCCAAACCAAAACCAACCAGUCAGAUAUGAGCAACUUUCCCCUGUCCAGCCGGCUGGACCAAUGAAUGCUGCCUAUCCACAGCAGCCUCAGCACCCUCAGCAGCCCUAUGGGAUGCCCCCUCAACCACACAUGCACGAUAGUCCCUACCACCAAGUCCCACCUAAUGCUUACCAGACACCUAACAACCCCUACCAGCAAGCUCCUGCUGGCCCUUACCAACAACCAUAUAAUCCCCUUUACCAACAAGCCCCUCCAGCCCCUUAUCUACCCCAGCACCAUCCCCAGCCCCAAGCUCCAAACCCUUCCUUCCAACCGACCCCCCAAGGUCCAUAUCAGCCAGCCCAUAGCCCCCCUUACCAAGCAGCACCCCAAGCCCCCUACCAGCCACUACCUCCCAGUACCUAUGUGGUCCCCAGCUUUCCGAUAGCGGCAAAGCCUGAGUCCAUCUCUGGGGGCAGCACCGCUCCAAAGCCCAGGUUCAUGGCCAAAAAGAGUUCAGCCCAGGUAUGGAAGCCAGCAGCUGUGGAGAAAGAAGUCUGUGAGCAGGCUUUAACAGAAUGUGAACAGGAGUUUGGCCGGAGCUACACUCUGUCCCCACCCGCCGCCAAAGCACCAUCGCUGGGCCUCCGGUCAUCGUCUGGAUCCCGCUUUCCCUCAUACAAACCCCUGGUACAGGCCUCGUCUGCUCAGGCCCCCCCGGGAAAGCAGACGUCAUGGCUGGACAGGAGUUACAAGCCUCCUUCCCCCUGGGAGGCCGCAGCCCACCACCCCAUGGGCCUGGUUGACGAGGCCUUCGCCUUCCAGAACCUCCAGCAGGCCAUCGCCUUCAACGUGCGCUCGGCUGCCCAGCGCAAGCUCCUCCCUGAACCCCCUGCCGAGUGGAAGGCUAGGGUGUCUUACGAUCCUCCCAGGAAGACUGAGGUAUGGAACCCGAACCAGAGAUGGAACAAGAGACAGAGCUGGGGUAAGAGCCAGGGUCAGAGCCAGGGUCAGAGCCAGGAUCAGAGCCAGGGUCAGAGCAAGGGUCAGAGCCAGGAUCAGAGCCAGGGUCAGAGCCAGGGUCAGAACCAGGGUCAGAACCAGGAUCAGAGUCGGAGUUACAGCAGAGUUAUGCCUCCGUUCCUGUCCCCGACCAAGAGCAUAGCCUCGGCCCCCGCCGGUUCGACUGGCUACAGGUCCCUGCCCAGACAGUGGCAGCCACAGAGGUCCCUGACGGAGACCAACAUCGGGCCCUCUGGGGCUAUUCAUGGUACGGAAGGCCCCUGGGGGGCCAGCAGCAGCCGAGCUACAGAUCUGUGUACAACACUAGCUGGAGCUGGAGACAAGAACAAGAACAAAAAGUAA
This is a messenger RNA of Salmo salar (Atlantic salmon), 5845 nucleotides long. The record is from RefSeq and is a predicted model, not a curated record. Lineage: Eukaryota; Metazoa; Chordata; Actinopteri; Salmoniformes; Salmonidae.